Molecule: messenger RNA, 3542 nt
Organism: Schizosaccharomyces cryophilus OY26
Lineage: Eukaryota; Fungi; Ascomycota; Schizosaccharomycetes; Schizosaccharomycetales; Schizosaccharomycetaceae
Product: IRE protein kinase Ire1
Exons: 2
Coding region: 214-3375 (1053 amino acids)
Biological process (GO): mRNA processing; intrinsic apoptotic signaling pathway in response to endoplasmic reticulum stress; protein phosphorylation
Cellular component (GO): IRE1-TRAF2-ASK1 complex
Molecular function (GO): ATP binding; protein serine/threonine kinase activity; RNA endonuclease activity
Source: RefSeq, a predicted model, not a curated record
UCCCAGUAUAUUUCCUAUCCAAACUUGGCUUUCGACAACAACCACGCUUUAACAUUCCGAGUAGAAUUGCCUCUAUCCUGUAUAAAUAUAUGUUAGCUGAAAAAGCAAUGAGUUAUUUGUAAUUUAAAGGAAUUGUCUAUAGCUUCGUUUCAAGAAAGAAGCGAAUUUUCAGAUUCAAAAAGAAGUACUUUCAUCAGCUUACAUUGGCUACUUAUGAGAUCAGGUUUCUUCUUUUCUAUACCUUUUAUUGUGCUUUUUUUUAUUUCUAGCAUUCAGAUCUGUCAUUCAUUGUCGAAUCCCAAGCCUCAUAAUUCUGCUAAUGAUUUAAUACUGUUAUCUUCCCCGAGCUUACCGCAAGAUUAUGACAAUAGACAAUCCCUUUCACCGUCUUUAGAUGUCUCUAAAAGCUUUGCGGAGGCAAAAUUACAUAACGUCUUCCUUGUUUCUACCAUCGAUGGCCUUUUGCACGGCUACGAUCGGUCAUCUGGCCAUAGGUUAUGGUCACUCGGAGAGACUGAAAAUAUUUCCGGUCUUCAAGAAGAUGAAGCCAUUAAGUUUGGCUUUCCGGUUCUUCCAAGAAACGAGAUAAGGCAACUGGCUCCAUCAUCUCUUAAAUCAUUAUCUGGCGAUAAGUCUUUAAGAGCUCCACAAACAGCUUCGUAUGUCUCUAGUAAUGAUACACUAUGGUUUGUGGAACCUAAAUUAGGGGGAAUCUUAUAUGCUUUUAACACCAAGACUGGUUUGGUUCGACUUCCUCAUAGUCUUCGUAAUCUGGUCAGUGCAUCUCCCGUACGCCUACUGGAUAACAACAUCUUUGUUGGAAGUAAGAAAACAACAUUGUUUACGAUAGAUGCUUUAAGUGGAAAGGUUCUUUCUCAAUAUGAUUCCAGGGGAAGUGCCCUGACUACUGAUUCCGCUACUUCUACCGUUGCAUCUUCAUAUGAUGCAUCUAUUCCAAAUCGUUUGCUCAAAUUAGAAGACUUAGGAGGCAAAGGAGACGCUGAAUUUUUUCAGACGAACACCAAUAAUAAAGCAGCUGAUGAUUUGGACAUGUUAGAUGAAAAUCAGCGAGAAGCGCCACGGUCAGGCAAAGCAAUUAUAGAUAUUGCCAGAACUGAAUAUACCGUUAGCAUUUAUCAGGAUUCUUCUCUUCUUUUGGAUAUUGUUUUUUCUGAAUGGAGUCCUAGCAAGAGUGACUUAAUUCACAGUUCUUCUUACUCAGCCCCUUUAGAUUCCAAAUUGGCGUUUCCUAAUGCCGAUAAUAAUUUAAUCGUUUUAGAUUUGAAAAGAAAACGUGUUAUUCAAACUGUUAAUCUCGCUCUUCCCGCUACUUCCGUCUUCGAUGUUGUAUCAUUUCCAGAAGCAUACGGAGAUAAAUGCGAUCGUUCUCCUAAUUCAUUGUUGCUUCAUCAACCAAUUGAUGUAUUUAUUCAUAAUAUGUUUCCAAAUUUAUUUUCAAACGAUUCUGAAAGCGUUUAUCUUAACACUCUUUCUAAUUACAAUUGGUACGCUAUGUCAACAAAGCAAUUUCCUCUUGUUUCUGCAGUUCCAAAUGCCGCGUGUUAUUUGUACCAGGGAUUACAUGUACCCAUUAGCAGUAUCAUGGGAUUACAUCCACUUAAAACUACGGAAAUUCCUUUACUUUCUUUACCAACUGAUUGUUUCCCUGAAUACCAUUUAGAGGGAGCAGGAUCUGAUAAAUUGGUUCCUCCCUCUCAAAGUAAAAUUCCUUUGUUGGAUGCGAGUGACAGUGAUUCGGCUUCCAAAUCUAAAUUGCUCUGGUUCAUUUUUCUUGGCAUUUCUCUGACAGCUAGCCUCUUAAUUUUUGUUUCACGGAAGCAAAAUUUUGGAACUAAGGCUGCCGCAGCGGAAACUUCUAAUAAUGGUAUAAUAGAUGUGACAAAGGCUGGUAUAGCUAAACGACGUCGCAGAAACCGAAAAAAGAAAAGGAUUAGUGAUGAACAUGAACGUGGAAACGUGCCAGAUGCACUCGACCAAGAAACAGUAAUGGUACAAACUGAUAAUGACAAGGAAACUGACACAGUCGGUAACAUAAGGCCUGUUAUCCAGAACACUACGAGUGAAAAUGCUGACGGCUCUUUGACUAUGAAUUCUUUAACUAUUUUCCCCGAAAUACUUGGGUAUGGGAGCCAUGGUACUAUUGUAUAUCGAGGAAAAUACGAAGAUAGAGAUGUCGCUGUGAAACGUAUUCUUUUGGAUUUCUAUGAGUUGGCUACAAGAGAGAUUCAGCUUCUUCAAAAAAGUGACGAUCAUCCAAACAUUGUUCGCUACUAUUGCAGACAACAAAGUGAUAGAUUCCUUUAUGUUGUUGUCGAAUUAGGUGAAUGCACUUUAGCUGAUUUGAUAGAGCAUCCUCUGAUUUACCAUGAUAUGGUACAGGGAAUAGACAGGAUUGGUUUGUUGUACCAAAUCGCACUGGGAUUGAGACACCUUCACAGCCUAGAUUUAGUUCAUCGUGAUUUGAAGCCGCAGAAUAUUUUACUCUCCCGAAAGGUUGCAAACAACUCCAAUUUCAUUAUCAAACCUUUAAUAUCUGAUUUUGGAUUAAGUAAGAAAGUGAAUAUCAAUCAAAGUACAUUUCAUACUUCCACUUUUGAGACUGCAGGCUCUUAUGGAUGGCGUUCUCAGGAGAUUCUUCGAGGUUUAAUAUCAAAAGAAGCCAAUGAAUUUCGCUGUACGAGUCAAGAAGGGAAGAUUCGUCAAGCAAGCCAUGCAACUGAUAUUUUCGCUUUAGGAUGUAUUUUUUAUUUCACUCUUUCCGGUGGCAAACAUCCGUUUGGGAAUCAAUAUGAAUGCGAAUCUAAUAUACUAAAAGGGGAAUUUAAUCUUGAGGAACUUGACUUGAUGGGUGAAUAUGGAGCUUUGGCUAUUGACUUAAUAUCUGAGAUGAUUAGUUUUAGCCCUAAGGACCGUCCAUCCAUAGAGAGUAUAAUUAACCAUCCGUUUUUCUGGGAUUACGCCAAAAAACUCGAUUUCUUAAUCGACGUAUCUGAUAGGUUCGAAGUGGAAGAGCGUGAUCCCCCUUCGCCCUUGCUUCAGUGUUUAGAGAAUAAUGCACAAUUAGUUGUUGGUGAAAAUUGGAUGGCCGAUUUACACAGCUCACUAAUAGACAAUCUUGGAAGGUAUCGAAAAUACGAUGGUUCUAAGGUUUUAGAUAUACUUCGAGUUUUAAGAAAUAAGAGGCAUCACUAUCAGGAUUUACCAGAGAAUGUGCGUGCUAUAUUGGGAAGCGUUCCUGAUGGUUUUACUGCAUACUUUACGGAAAAGUUUCCGUCGUUACUUUUGCAUUGUUUUCAUGUAAUUAAAGCAGAGAUAAUUGAUGAACCGCAAUUUAAACGUUAUUUUCAAUGCUAGUUCGGUCAUGCCGGGAGACUGACAAUUUUUGUUUGUCUGGUUCUCAUUUGUUUUUAUUUUUUUGUUGUGCUAUGGAAAGGAAGUAAUCAUAAUAAUUUAGACAUAAUGUUUUUAGAACUUUUAGAAUUAAUAGACUUUGAAAAUUCGUUUAGGUGUUAUAGGUAUAG